This is a messenger RNA of Postia placenta MAD-698-R-SB12, 1662 nucleotides long. RefSeq lists its product as hypothetical. Gene Ontology annotation, cellular component: membrane. The transcript is spliced from 11 exons. The record is from RefSeq and is a predicted model, not a curated record. NCBI's taxonomy places the organism in Eukaryota, Fungi, Basidiomycota, Agaricomycetes, Polyporales, Adustoporiaceae. The coding region runs from base 1 to 1662 and encodes 553 amino acids. Gene Ontology annotation, molecular function: transmembrane transporter activity. Gene Ontology annotation, biological process: transmembrane transport.
AUGGCGAAGACGAUAGCGGUGACGUCUGUGGAACUCAAAGACGACAAGCAGCAAGCUCUGGCCACUGCCGCUACCGUCCCUGUAGACGACCACACCCAGCAUCACCAUCCAGAGCUCUCCCAUCUGCGCCAUGCCGACGACGCCCUUCUCGCAAAGCUCGGCUACAAAGCCGAGUUCAAGCGCGAGUUUUCGCUCAUAGAGACUGUCGCGUUUGCCUUUUCAAUCAUGGGCGUCAUCGCGUCAGUGUCCUCGACGUUCUCCUUCCCGCUUGCCUCAGGCGGCCACGUCGGCAUGGUGUUUGGCUGGCUCAUCCCGUCGCUCUUCGUCAUGACCGUCGCGGCUUCCAUGGCCGAGCUCGCGUCGUCCAUGCCCACGAGCGCCGGGCUGUACUACUUCUCCGCAAAGCUGGCGCCGCCCAAGUACGCGCCGCUCGCGAGCUGGAUCACCGGCUGGGCGAACAUCACCGGCCAGGUGACGCUGGUGUGCUCGAUCGACUUUACAUGCGCACAGAUGAUCACGAGCGCGAUCGCGGUGGGCUCGGGCGGCUCUGUGAACCUGGGCGCGGGCGCGACGUACGGGAUCCUGCUCGCGAUCCUGGCGACGCACGGGAUGGUGUGCUCCGCGGCGACGCGCGUGCUGGCGCGGCUGAACCUGUUCUACGUCGUCGUCAAUGGCGAGCCGCGCGCAGUCGGCACGUCGAUCGCGGCGAUCGUCGCGCUGCUGGUGUGCUCGGGCGCGAGCGGGCAGCGUGUGUCCACGCGCGAGGCGUUCACGGACUUUGAGAACAACACGGGAUGGACGAACAACGGCUGGGCGUUCCUCCUCGCGUUCACGUCGCCGAUGUGGACGCUGACGGGCUACGACUCGGCCGCGCACAUCGCGGAGGAGACGGCCGGCGCAGCACGCGCGGCGCCCAUCGCGAUCCUCGUCGGCGUCGGCGCGACGGCGUCGCUCGGCUGGCUGCUGUUCAUCGCGGCGUCGUUCGCGACGGCGUCGGUGCCCGCGCUGCUCGCGUCGCCGCUGCCGCUGCCGAUGGCGCAGCUGUUCGUGGACGUGCUGGGCGCGCGCGGGAUGCUCGCGCUGUGGAGCUGCGUGAUCGUCGUGCAGUACGUGACGGGCGCGGCGCAGGGCGUGGACGCGUCGCGCGUCGUGUUCGCGUUCGCGCGCGACCACGCGCUGCCGGGGUCGCGCUGGUGGAAGCGCAUCGACCGCCGCACGCGCACGCCCGUGCACGCGGUCUGGCUCGUCAUGGUCCUCGCGGGGGUCUGCGGCCUGCUCGGGUUCUCGGCGACCGCGCUGUCGUCGCUCGCAGGGGCGUCGGUCAUCGGUCUGUACACGUCGUACGUGACGCCCAUCUUUCUGCGCAUCACGUCUGGGCGCGACAAGCUCGUCCCCGGGCCGUUCACGCUCGGGCGCUGGUACCUGCCGAUCGGGGCCAUCGCGUGCGCGUGGGUGUCGUUCAUCGUCGUGCUGCUGCUGUUCCCGCCGGGGCAGACGCCCAGCGCGGACACGAUGAACUACGCGGUGGUGAUCAUCAUGGCGGUGUUCGUGUUCGCGUCGGUGUCGUGGAUGGUGUCGGCGCGCAAGUGGUUCACGGGCCCGAUCGUCAACGUGGACGACAGCCGCACGGCGUCGUUCGACGAGAAGCACGGCUCGCAGUGA